Molecule: messenger RNA, 2439 nt
Organism: Populus nigra (black poplar)
Lineage: Eukaryota; Viridiplantae; Streptophyta; Magnoliopsida; Malpighiales; Salicaceae
Product: dihydrolipoyllysine-residue acetyltransferase component 1 of pyruvate dehydrogenase complex, mitochondrial
Exons: 23
Coding region: 191-2083 (630 amino acids)
Biological process (GO): pyruvate decarboxylation to acetyl-CoA
Cellular component (GO): mitochondrion; pyruvate dehydrogenase complex
Molecular function (GO): dihydrolipoyllysine-residue acetyltransferase activity
Source: RefSeq, a predicted model, not a curated record
CCAGCGCAACCAGUCAGCUAGAAGGAACCCAUAGCGCAUAGCUCACCGUCUACGAUCUGAAUUUUGACUGAAAAAAUAAAGAAAGAAAACCAAACAGAAAAACACCCCUAACUCGGCUCUUCAAAAUAAACAAACUUACCAUUCUCAAAUUCCCUCUCUCUCUAUAGCAGCAGCAGAAAGUGAACAGAGAAUGGCGCUGCUUUCGCGACUUAGGCAUCCAUUGACAUCGCGCUUCGCACCUUCUCUUUUCAAAGCUCGAUUUCUCUCUUCCUCUCGAUCCUUCGCUCUCUCUUGCUCUAAUUUGGAUGCCAAUGGCUCUUUCUCAAGGUCUGCAUCAGUAUUUACAGUCAGUGGAGUACACGAUGAUAGUUCUUUGAAGCUCAAGAUGCAAAUUGGUGUUCGACAUUUCUCAUCUUCUGAGCCAUCACAUACAGUUGUUGGAAUGCCAGCUUUGUCUCCUACAAUGACUCAGGGUAAUAUCGCGAAGUGGAAGAAGAAAGAAGGGGAGAAGAUAGAAGUGGGUGAUGUCCUCUGCGAGAUAGAGACUGAUAAAGCUACACUUGAAUUUGAAUGUCUUGAAGAGGGGUUUUUGGCUAAGAUAUUGGUACCUGAAGGUUCAAAGGAUGUACCUGUAGGACAGGCCAUUGCAAUAACGGUCGAGGAUGCAGAUGACAUCCAAAACGUCCCUGCUACUGUUGGUAGUGGAUCAGAUGUUAAGGAGGAAAAAUCAACUGACCAGGAUGUCAAAAGUGAAGGUGGGGCACAAGAAACAAGCUCUAUUAAUGCAUCAGAACUUCCCCCUCAUGUUAUUCUUGGAAUGCCAGCAUUGUCCCCAACAAUGAAUCAGGGUAACAUUGCCAAAUGGAGAAAAAAGGAAGGAGACAAGAUAGAGGUGGGUGAUGUAAUAUGUGAAAUAGAGACAGACAAAGCUACUCUAGAAUUUGAAACUCUUGAAGAAGGAUAUUUGGCCAAGAUACUAGCACCAGAAGGCUCAAAGGAUGUGGCUGUGGGACAACCUAUUGCCAUAACAGUUGAAGACUCGAAUGAUAUCGAAGCUGUAAAGACUUCUGCUAGCAGCAGCAGUGGCAAGAAGGUUAAAGAAGAAAAACCAACUCAUCAUGGUUCUAAAGCUGAAGCUAGUAAAGAAAAAGGCAAUUUUAAGAGGAUCAGUCCAUCUGCUAAGUUGCUUAUUUCAGAACAUGGAUUGGAUGCAUCAUCUUUACAUGCAUCUGGGCCUUAUGGUACUCUGCUAAAGACUGAUGUUUUGGCUGCAAUUAAGUCAGGGAAAGGAAAAAAAUCUUUAGCUGCGGAGAAAGGAGCUCCGCCACCUCAAAAGAGUCCCCAACCUUCUGCCAUUCCUUCCCUGGAACCAAAGCAGUCAGAUUCUUUUGAAGAUCUGCCUAACACUCAAAUCCGCAAGGUUAUAGCUAGAAGGUUGUUGGAAUCAAAACAGACGAUACCACAUUUAUAUUUAUCCACAGAUGUUAUUCUGGAUCCUCUUCUUUCUUUCAGAAAGGAGCUUAAAGAGCAACAUGAUGUCAAAGUUUCAGUAAAUGACAUUGUCAUCAAAGCUGUUGCAAUUGCUCUGAGAAAUGUACCGCAAGCUAAUGCUUACUGGAAUGUUGAGAAAGGAGAAAUCAUAUUGUGCGACUCUGUUGACAUAUCGAUUGCAGUUGCUACUGAGAAGGGCUUAAUGACGCCAAUUGUUAGGAAUGCAGAUCAGAAAUCCAUUUCUGCAAUCUCCUCAGAGGUCAAGCAACUAGCUGAGAAAGCUCGGGUCGGGAAGCUUACACCAAAUGAAUUUCAAGGAGGAACUUUCAGCAUUUCCAACCUGGGAAUGUAUCCAGUGGACCAAUUUGUUGCAAUUAUAAAUCCGCCCCAGGCUGGCAUACUUGCUGUUGGUAGAGGGAACAAAGUUGUUGAACCACUACUUGGAAGUGAUGGAAUUGAGAGGCCUGCAGUUAUCAACAAAAUGAACUUGACUUUAUCUGCUGAUCAUCGUGUUUUUGAUGGCCAAGUUUCAGGUGCAUUCCUAUCAGCUUUGCGUGCUAAUUUCAGUGAUAUCCGCAGGCUGCUUCUGUGAUAUUGAAAUAGGCCCUCAAAACUAACAAAUGGGUCCAAGAAAUGAUCCAUUUCUGUUCUUGAGCGAGUUGGGGAAUUUUCGAUGGAUUGCACAAAUUUAUUUCCGGGGUAUUUGUUACCACUGCAAUUUGUUGUGCCAUAUCAUUUUUGCACAGUUUUGUUAUUCAUUUUACCAGGCAUGUCCGCAGUUAUAACCGGUUCAGGAACCAAUUGAUGGUACUAGGUGAGCUUUCAAAAAUUUAAAAACUUUUCAGUCGCCCUGAUGCAUUAGUUGCAGGUGUCUUUCAAAAAGAAUAAUGUACAUGAAAACCACGGAAAUUUUAUGCAUCUAGAUCAAUAAAAAGCUGCUUUCAGUGA